AUGUCGCCGGCGUCUGCUCGCUCCUCUGUCACCGGUCGCCGUGUACAGAGCCUACAGCCUGCGCGGCGCCUGGUUGACGAGCACGAUGCCUACUCUUUCGCCCUACGCACUGCCUACCUCUCGCAUCUCCUGCAACCCAAGGCUCGCCGCACCCACCAUGUCGCCCAGCCCGUUAAGCCCAUCUCGCGCUCCUCGACCUCCAUCACAGAUCUGGUCAAGGACUUCUCCUCCAUCAGAGACUCCAAGAGCACCCGUCUGCCACAUGGCUUCACCGGUGAACUAGACAAGCGCAUUACAGGUGUACUUGUUGGCAAAGAGCGCAUGCCCGAGUUCAACGAUCCUCUGGUCAAGCGCACCUUUGCCACCUUUCUGAACGAGUUCAAAAACCCUACAUUUCGCAAGUCCAUGGAGAAGGAUCGCCGUGUCGAGGAUCUGCUCUUGAUCUUCUUCUCCAAGGCCACCUCGGAGCUACAGAAAGGAAAAGGUCCGGAAGACGACUCGUGGAAGCUCAUGGUCGAUCGCCAUGUUGCUCUGUUCGUGCGCCUCAUCAGCUCCACUCUCAAGAAAGACGACUGGGCGCGCGAUCGUCCAGAACUCACCACUCGCCUGCAGACCCUGGAGAGCAAGCUGCUGGUACACGCUCAGGACUUGACAAGCUCCUCUCAGCCUUCAGGUGGGACCACAAUCGAAGUCGAGGUUCCCCGCAGUUCAGAGGUCAAAGAUAUGCCGCUUGUCCUUCGCAUUGCAAACAUAUUUGGCACCUCGUAUGACCAGAUCCAAGCCGACAUCGACUCGCACAAGGCUGUGUGGACCGAGCAGGCCGCCAUACAAGACUUGAAGUUGUACCAGAUGCAUCUCAGCCUGAACUCUAGUAGAACCCUCAGCAACCAAGACUUUCAAUCUGACGACGUCUACGAAGCAUGGAAGAAGGCCGAGAUCCAGGAUCUCUCACAGCUAAUGUUGACCAUCAUUCAGUCCAAUCCUGAGCUUGCAAGGAGCACGACUGGGCCAGCUGCUAUCAAGUCUCCGCCCCUCGCAUCGACCGAUGAUGUUGACCCAUCCGCUUCAGCCGAGCAAUCCUUCGAUCUGAGCACACUGAGCCUGAACAACUCACCUCGUGAGUCGGUCAGCGAUGACACGGCCUUCACAUACAUUCCAGCAGAGCCAAGGGCCUACUAUCGAGCUGUCCUGAGGAAGGCCCUGGACAAUGACCUGUUUCAAGACGACGACGCCGAGGGUGUAGACGGACCAGAUAUACAACUACUCUCGAAGCAAUCCACUGAUGUUCUCAACGAGCUAGCGCUGCGAUGGCGCGUUCCACAACCCUCCCGGAUGACACUAUUCUUGGACGUCAUCAGGGAGAAGUUUGAUCGUCAGGAGAUCACUUUGGACACGCUCGAUGCCGCAUUCAUGUAUGUGAAGACGCCUACGGCCGAAGUAAAAAAAGCGAAUCGUGUGAGUCAGAUGACUCCCUCUAACAUGUUCGAUGCGUCGAAGUGGACGGUGUCUGACUUUUCGCUGCAACAACAAUCCCUCUCAUCGAUUCAUGAUGCACUUCUCAGGGAACUUUUCGAGCUUCUGCAGCAUUGCUAUGAGCCCAAGCCCCCUUCUAUCGGCUCGGUGAUGUACAUCCUCGAGACUCAUAUCUACGACGAUCCUCUCUUUGCGAAGACGCCCGAAGAUCUUGACGAGUUCACACUUGCGUUGCACGAUGCGUUGAGACAAAAAGCCCGGGAGGCCUACAACGGUAUGCUCUCGAAGCAUGUCCCUGAGGAUGCAGAAUCUUGGGAGUUUUACCACGUCAUUCAACUUGGCAAAGCAGUAGUCACACUUGCCGACAAGAUCCAAAAGCGUUAUCGCAAGAACCCCGAGAUCAUGGGUGUCAACCCGUUAACGGCGUUGGUCGAAGAGAUCUUGCCCUCUUUUGCCGCCGACGCUCGCGAUCUGGUAUCACGUAUAGUCGAGGUCGUUCGGGGCCGUGGUGAAGACGUUCCGGUACAGGAUGGGUUCGAUCUGUACAAAGAACUUGUGAGCAUUCGCAAGGUUCAUUCGCAAGCACUUCCCAACGUUCCGUUUGCAUUCCACAUCGAAGGCUUGUUAGCAGACUUUGUGUGGCGUUGGAUCGCUUUGACCGAUGCAAACAUGCUGGGCUGGGUCGAAGGGGCUGUCAACCAAGACGACUUCAGGGUCCGCACUUCUCAUCCGGACAAUGUCCCCACAGACGAAGAGCGCCAUAGUGUAUCCGCAGUUGAUAUGUUCCGUUCUUUCAGUCAGACCAUCGAUCAGAUCAUCAAACUCGAGUGGGACGAUGAUCUGCAGUAUGCCAAAUUCAUGACAGCCAUAUCGAAAUCUAUCGGUAUUGGUAUCGCUAGAUACUGUGAGCUUGUAGAACAGAAAUUUGUCAAGGAGAUGGACCGCAUGACACCCGAACAAGAGGCAGCGUCCCGUCAGACACGACAAGAGAAAUGGGUCCAGAUGGCCAAAGACACGUGGGCGAACAGAGAGAAGGUUGAGCCAUUCCAGUUCUUGCCCGAGUCACUUGUCAAGCUCAACAACAUCGAGUACACGACACUUCAGCUGGACAAACUAGAAAAGGAGAUCAACGUAGACGCUUGCGCAGACGUCAUUCAGAAACACGCGCCUCCGAUCAACCCUGUCAAACUCCGCCAGUCCAGCAAAUUUGUGUUCACUAUCAAGAUCAUCGAGGCAGAAGACCUCAAAGCUUGCGACAUGAAUGGCCUGAGCGAUCCAUAUGUCGUGCUUGGAGAUGAAUACCAGAAACGCUUGGCCAAGACUCGCAUCGUCUACGGUAGCUUGAACCCGCGCUGGGAUGAGACGGUCGAUAUCAGCACCCAAGGCCCCUUGAACAUUAUUGCUACGAUUUGGGAUUGGGACGCUUUGGGGGAUCACGACUGCGUAGGUCGAACUUCGUUGAAACUGGACCCAUCGCAUUUCAGUGACUACAUGCCACGAGAAUUCUGGCUUGACCUCGAUACACAGGGCAGGUUGUUGCUACGAGUAAGUAUGGAAGGUGAGAGGGACGACAUACAGUUCUAUUUUGGCAAAGCUUUCCGAACGCUGAAGCGGAGCGAACGCGACAUGACACGCAAGAUUACAGACAAGCUGUCCUCAUACAUCCAACAAGUCCUGUCACGUAGAGCUCUCAGGGGUCUUUUGAGUCAAGGAAUAUCGAUCAACACGGUCCGUGGAUACUUCCAGAAGGCCAGACCACAAUCCGUCAUUCAAGGACCCACACCUAUCGACACUGCGAAUGCGUUGAAGCCACUUUUCACCUACUUCGAUGAUAACUUUGCGAUCAUGAAACAGACGCUGACGGAUUCGGCAAUGGUCAUGGUUAUGACGCGACUCUGGAAAGAAGUCCUUGUAACGAUCGAAUCGUUGCUUGUGCCUCCGCUCUCCGACAAGCCCUCGCAACAACGGCCGUUGACGCAGCAGGAGCUGGACAUUGUGUUCAAAUGGUUGCAGAUGCUGUUUGACUUUUUCCACGCCGUCGACGAGGAGGACGGUACAGCGCAUGGAGUACCACUGGACAUUCUCAAGUCGUCAAAGUAUCACGAUCUGCAGAAUUUGAACUUUUUCUACUUUGAGUCUACCGAGAAUCUCAUCCGGACAUCGGAAUCAAUGGCCAAAGCGACAGUGGCAAGACAGCAGGCCAGGCAGACGCGAGAGCUCAAUCGUAUGUCUGCACCUGCGACACUCGCACAGCACUCGUUCAGUGGAGCGGCGAGCUUGGUAGGAGUGCCCAGUACACGACGAAGCAAGAGUAUCAUGCUUAGUCGCAACCUUGGAACGAUGAAGAAGGCAAAGGAGGAAAAGCGCAAAGAGGCACAGGCCGAGCCGAGCGACGAUAUGAUCUUGCGGAUCUUGCGGAUGCGACCCGAGGCAGAGAGAUAUCUAAAGGAUCGCAGCAGGCAAAAGGAAAGGCUGGCAGCGCAUGCGGCGGCGGAGCUGAUUGUGCGACAGAGUCUCAUGGCACAAAGAAGUAUGGGGCGUGGACGAUGA
Molecule: messenger RNA, 4023 nt
Organism: Aureobasidium namibiae CBS 147.97
Lineage: Eukaryota; Fungi; Ascomycota; Dothideomycetes; Dothideales; Saccotheciaceae
Exons: 2
Coding region: 1-4023 (1340 amino acids)
Source: RefSeq, a predicted model, not a curated record